Molecule: messenger RNA, 1733 nt
Organism: Trichomycterus rosablanca
Lineage: Eukaryota; Metazoa; Chordata; Actinopteri; Siluriformes; Trichomycteridae
Product: kinesin-like protein KIF7
Exons: 13
Coding region: 76-1641 (521 amino acids)
Source: RefSeq, a predicted model, not a curated record
GUUCUAACUGACGUUUUCCGAUAUGUUCGGACAUUUAACUAGCUUAAAAAGUUGUACAUUUAAAAUAAAGUUAGGAUGAAAACUCAGUGCUUGGAUGAUAUGAGUUUGGAAACAGACGAACAUCUAGUGCUGACUCUACAGGAGCAGCGAGUCCGGGUACAGAAGAGAGAAAAGCAGUUACAGACUGAGUACAAUGCAGCCAAGGAGGUGUUUAACAGCAAAACCAAGUCCUCUUUUAUGCAACCAGGAGGCAAACACUUAACCAGCCCUGGACAGUCAAUCAAGAGGCUGGUGAAGCGUGAGCACGAGAGGCUGUGUGCUCUGAUAGCACAGCACGACGAGCUGCAGUUUACAGUUCGGAGCAGAGAAGUUCAGCUGGAACAGAGUGUGAAAAGUCUAGAGCUGUACAAUGCUCCUGAUAGCACAGCAGAAAUGCAUGACCAGAGGGUGCGACAGCUACAGAACAAUUUGGAGAAAAUCAGCUUGAAGAUCACAGAGGGCGAAAAAAUUCACAGUACUGGUGUGAGUCUGCGAGAACAUCUGCAGCAGGAGGUAAGAGAGCUGCCUCAGGCAUUAGAAAAGCUGCAUAAGACCAUUCUCAAAAACCAUACAGAACUUUGUAAAGUAGCCAUGAUGUCUCAGUCUGCCCAAGCUGGCCUGGACACCUCCAAGUCCAUGCUGCUGCAAAUAGAGGAGCAGUUGAUGCUGGAGCAGCAGGUCACAGAAAGCAUGCUGAGUGAGGUGGAGGCAGAAAAAGAAAAGCAGACUGGUAGGCGUUUAGACUACCAGCGAGAGGAAGGAGGGCACAUUACCAAGGCUGUACACAGAAUGAAAGAAGAGGGUAAGAAGCUGAUCGAUCCAUCUGCUGUCCAAAUGGCUCAGCAGUUCAGUGAUCAACCGGGCAGUCUGCAGAGUGAAGUUAAACUGAUCGAGAGCAUUGAUGAGCUGAAGGAAGCUCUGAGCUGCACUGAUUUGCAGGAGUUGGUGACCUGUUUGAUGUCCCAGAAAGCUAUGCAAAAACGACUGCUGUCUCAGAUAACCAAGUUUGAAGAACUUGUAAAGCAGCAGCGAGAGGAUCUGGAGGCCGUGGAGCUUCAGUACGCUCAGCUCAAGUUUACUGAUGGACCAGGUACUGAACGGUACAAGAAACAAAAGGUGGAAUUAGAGAAGAAGCUUUGCCGCAAACAGGAGCGAUGCAACCAGUGGCAGAGCAGACUACACCAGGCACAGGUGGUGCUACAGAGUAUUGACCAGGACUUUAACAACCUCUACUACAGAAUGACAUCUGAACCAGCCAAGGGUCCUCCAAAUAAGAGCAGUCUGGAUGCCAUAAAGAAACUGAGUGAAAUCAGGGCUUAUCUGUCCAGUUUGGGGAUAUUACCCCCAGAUCUAGCUGAGAACCAGCUCAAUCUGGGUCAAGAUAAGAUGUGGGGCCUACAGGAGCAGAACGCCAUGAUGGAGCCCAAUUACUUCAGGAGUGUGAGAAGCACAAUGGCGGGCCAUGCCACUGAUGAAUCAUUAAGGUUUUGCAGCCAGGAGGACUGCUCGCUCACCCGAGACGAGAUCAAACGGCGUGGCAUUCUACUGAUUGAGGCCAGCCAGUUUAAACAGAACCUUACCAAGGCUUUCAAAAAAAGCUGAAGAGGUCAGACUAUAAAGAAGAAGAAGAAGGCCAGGUGAAAGAAUUCCAGCAUACACAAUAAUAAACAUUGCUGAGCGUGAGCUUAAAGUUA